Molecule: messenger RNA, 306 nt
Organism: Acaulospora morrowiae
Lineage: Eukaryota; Fungi; Glomeromycota; Glomeromycetes; Diversisporales; Acaulosporaceae
Source: the annotation of a GenBank genome assembly
AACGUCCAUCACGAAGCUAAGCUUCAAGGUCAAUGCAAUAUGCGUGUCAUCAGCAAGGUCACGGGAAUUCUUUGGAGAAAUGCAAGCGCCGAAGAAAAAGAGAUGUACGAGGAGCUCGCCAACCGAGUUAGCAUUGUUUACGCUCAAAGAUACCAUGGCGAAGAGCCUCAUCAUUACUACCAUCAAAACAUGCCCGAUCCUUAUUUACCUUACCAUAUAGUUCCUCAGCAUCUUAACCGUCUCUCUACUUCCUUUCAACCGAGUUAUCAUACGAUGAUACAUGAAUAUGAUUUCAACGGAGAUCAU